UAGACCGGAAGUCAGCGCGGCUGCGCGCCUCUCGGCCAGGAAGGUCCGCGCCGCUGCGGGGGCUCACGGUCCGGGCCCAUGGGUCUCCAUGGCGACGGCGGGGGCUCGGCAGCCGAAGCGGGGCCGUGGCGCUCCGAGGGCCUCCGCGGCAGCGUGGCCGUGUUCGCCGCCGUGACUGCCGUGUUCACCCUCACGCUGCCCCGCUCGCUGCCGGGGGGAGACUCCGGGGAACUGAUCACAGCCGCACAUGAGCUUGGAGUCGCCCAUCCCCCCGGCUAUCCCUUGUUCACACUGAUGGCUAGCCUGGCAAUCACCCUCUUUCCCUUUGGCUCCGUCGCCUACCGCGUCAAUCUCCUCUGUGCCUUGUUCGGGGCAGUAGCGGCUUCGCUCCUUUUCUUCACCGUUUUCAGGCUCUCUGGCUCGCACGCUGGAGGAAUCCUUGCUGCAGGGGUGUUUUCAUUCUCUCGCCUGACAUGGCAGUGGUCCAUUGCAGCCGAGGUUUUCAGCUUAAACAAUCUGUUUGUGGGGCUGCUCAUGGCGCUUACUGUGCUUUUUGAGGAGGCAAGAGCCGCAAAGGAGAGAUCAAAGAUAGCAGUCAUUGGUGCUUUCUCGUGUGGCCUCAGCUUGUGUAAUCAGCACACAAUAGUCCUCUAUAUCAUAUGCAUAAUACCUUGGAUUCUUUUCCAACUUCUGAAAGAGAAGGAACUUGCCCUCAGCUUGCUGCUGAGGCUGGCUCUGGCCUUCUCUGCUGGCCUGCUGCCCUAUGUCUACCUGCCGGUCUCGUCCUACCUCAGUCACGCCCGCUGGACCUGGGGAGACCAGACGACACUACGAGGCUUUCUGACACAUCUCCUCAGAGAAGAAUAUGGAACGUUCAGCCUGGCCAAGUCUGAAGUAGGAUCAAGCAUGUCUACAGUACUGCUUUCACAGAUAAUAAAUAUGAAGACUGAACUUUCAUUCAAUAUCCAAGCUCUUGCAGUUUGGGCAAAUAUAUGUCUAGCUAGAAAGGACAGGCGGAAGUCGUCAGUAGUAUGGCUUUUCACUGGGAUGCUUUGUGUAUAUUCAUUAUUUUUCGCUUGGAGAGCAAAUUUAGAUAUUUCAAAACCACUUUUCAUGGGUGUGGUGGAACGGUUCUGGAUGCAGAGCAAUGCAGUGGUGGCCGUCCUCGCUGGCCUCGGUCUGGCCACGCUUGUGUCUGACACUAACCGGGUGCUCAGGUGCAAUGGGAUUCGGAACCUGGAGUGGCUGUCAGCAGCCCUUUUUGUUGCUUAUCAAGUGUACUCAAAUUACAGCAUCUGUGACCAAACAACCAAUAACGUGAUUGAUCAGUUUGCACGAAACCUUCUGGACUCCAUGCCGCAGGAUGCCAUCAUCCUGCUCAGAGGAGAUCUGCCGGGGAAUGCUCUCCGCUACUUGCAUUACUGCGAAGGGUUGCGGCCGGAUGUUUCACUGGUGGAUCAAGAAAUGAUGACCUAUGAGUGGUACUUACCCAAGGUGGUGAGGCAUUUGCCAGGAGUGCGCUUUCCUGGGGACCGGUGGAACCCUGUGGAAGGAGUGUUACCCAGUGGAGUGGUCACAUUCAAUCUCUAUCACUUUCUUGAAAUGAAUAAACAAAAAGAAACAUUUGUUUGCAUAGGAAUUCAUGAAGGUGACCCAACCUGGAAAAAGGACUAUUCACUUUGGCCAUGGGGAUCUUGUGACAAAUUGGUGCCUUCAAAGAUGGUGUUCAACCCAGAGGAGUGGAUUAAACGCACAAGAGCCAUCUAUAACUGGACAGAGGCCUAUGGAAGAUUUGAUCCAUCUUCUUGGGAAUCGGUGGCCAACGAGGAGAUGUGGCAAGCAAGGAUGAAGACGCCAUUCUUCAUCUUCAGCCUGGCUGAGUCUGCCGGAGUUCCUGCAGACGUGAGAGCACAGCUCUACACUCACGCCUAUAAACUGUAUAAGGAGAUUGUGUACUUGCAAGAGGAGCUCCCUGUGAACUGGCACAAGAACUACGCCAUCGCCUGUGAGCGCAUGCUGCGGCUGCCAGGGGCCGGCGUAGACCCUGAAGUCCUGCUGUCGGAAACCAUCAAACAUUUCCAUCUCUACACUCAGAAAGCACAAAAUGAUCCCCAGAGAGCAGACAUUAUAGCUGCUCUCAAGCAUCUAAGAAGAGAACUGCGAAGUCUAAGAAAUAAAAACAAGGUCUGAGCCAGCAAAGUGCAGUAGCUCUGCUUCCAAAGUGUCUCAAGUCCAAGAAUUUUUCCUUCAAGUAAAGCAGGUGCAUCAAAAAGUAGAAAUCUCAUUUAUCUCCUGGAUAUAAGGAUCAAGGACCUCAGAGUGCCGGUGGCUGAAACAUCGGCCUUGCGCAAAAUCCUGUUUAUCUCAUGUUCCAAAUUAGCAUUUCCUGAGAGGCAUUCAAAAACCUCUGCAGUCCUCACGGAGUCACCGACUGUAGGUUCUAGAUGAGAAGGAACUGUCUCCACAGACCUAAAUGUUGGCCAUGCUUAUUGGGAUUCAAAGGUAAAUUCUUAAGAAAUGCUCAUUGCAGACCAAAGUCAUUUUCUAUUUCCUGCAAGUGAGAUAGUUUCUUAAAAAAAAAUUCUUGUUAUAUACCUCAUUACAAUUCCUUUUUUCCUUGUUAACUAUAAUUAUUUUAGUCUUAAACUAUAUACCAAGUAUCUGAUUUUGUUUUUAAACUUUGAGUUUUAUCCUCUUAAUUCUGCAGCCCCUAAAAAGGAAAGCUAAUUUCAUGUUCGCGCUUUCCUUUUGCAGAAAUGGGCAAACUUAAAAGGUAUUUUAUAUGUCCUUAAUUAAUUUCAUAUUUAUGUUGUCCUUCUCUUUGGAUUCACAGAUCUAGACCCAGUAAUUAGGAAGUAGCUGCCCAGAUGAACAAAGGGUGUGGGCGAGAGUGGGUGAGGACGUCGCCCAAUAAAUUCAUUUCUGUUUCAGGCAUCUUUUAUACAUAUUACUAAAGAGAACAUAGCAAGAAAUGCAAAUAAUAAUAGUGCUUUAUUUUAUUAUGACAGUUAAUUAAUAGAAACCUGUUUUAAUGAAUAAAGUCACUCAGAGUCCUUCAGCACUUCCUAAGUAGAGGCCAGAAUCUGUAGGGAUUCUUUCCCCCUGAUUGUAUAGCUCCUAGACUCCGAGCACUAUAUAGGCCCCUGUAUAGAAAUGCUCACUAAUGAAGAGGGAGGGCUAGAAGCUUGUCUGCAUUCAAAGAUCACUGGUGAGUCAUUCAGCAAGAAGAGGCCCCUUACCAGGAAUAGCCACAGUUCCGUGCCAUUGUACUGGCAAAAGGGUCUGAUCAAAGGGCUCCCGUGGAGCCUGCAUGGCUCCCUUUCAUACUACGACCAUAAUUAAAACCACUAAUUCUCUUUUAAAAUGCUGCAGGAUGCCAUGUAGGCAUCUGUCUGGAGUGUCCUUUGUGAUGUCAUAAGCUGUUAAGGACCAGUGCCGAGGGCUUUUGAGUGAAAUGCCAGUCAGGAAGGUGCUUCAAGACAAGGGUACCUCUAAAAGCUUGACAGGGCCUUGACUGCACAAUUCGAGCUGAAUUUGCCCCUUGUCAGCUGCCAGUAAAUAAAUCUCAAAGGGGGAAAAGCUGAAGUUUCAUUACCUGAUCCAGGGGGCUUUGUUGGUUUUGGCAUCACACAGGGGAAGCUCUUGCUCCUCCAUUCUCUGGGUUUGAAGAUGUCCAUUGGAGCCUGCAGUGCCUGGACAGGGUUCAGAGCGGAACCUUUUGAAGAGUGUCAAUAGUUGUAACAGUUCAGCUGUUAGGAAGACAAAUACAUGGAGGAGCUCAUUAAUCCGCUUCUGGCUCUCGGUGCCUUUUGCCCUUUUAUCACAGCCUUAUUAGGCUCCUGCUCAUCUUGAACCAGAAAAAACUGAAUUGAAGUUGUUGAGUACUAAUUGGCAAAGACUUUUAAUCAUGGGCCAAGAACUUUCACUGACUUGAAAGUAACUUCUCCACAGGGAAGAGCCAGAAACUUGGUUCACCUUAAAACAAAAAACUGUUGGAACUCAGUGCGGUGUGAGAAUCGGAGGAAGCAUUGGUAAAUUGUCUAAGGUUAUCCACUUGAAAGAAAUUAUGGAAGAUUAUGACUUUCCCUUUUCUAGGGGAAAAGGACAAUAAAAUCCAAACCUUUCUUCAGAAAGCCUUUAUUGGUUCAGAAAAUUUGCUUGAGUGUGUAGUGCCCAUGUUUGUUUCUAAACAUCCUUCUGUGUGUGUGAUUGUCAUCUGAGAAUCUACAUAUGACACAGUAUUUAUUAAAAGGAACGUUUUCUAGCUAGCCUCAAAGUAGCAGCCAAGGCCUCUUUGAGAACACCUUUUAAAUGUGUAUCAGCAUAUAGGCAUGUCUACUGAGUGUGCUUUGCACAUGAGUAUUAGCACAUGGCAUAUAGGUUAUCUGAUAUUUGUAGAGCGGCAACAUUAGACCUUUUUGACAAAGCAAUAAUAUAUAUAGCGUAAGACAGAUAAAACACAACUAUUUAAACUCCUUAAAACCAUCGGUAAAUGAAACAAUUUCAAAUGGAACUAAUAUUUAAGGAUGGUUAGCUGUGACUAGCCUUCAUUCCCAGUAAGCUUCUUGAAGAAUCUUUUCCUUUCUCCUGUGUGAAGCUUAAGUUGCUUUUCCUUGCUUGCUAUAUUGCUUUUUCUUGGCUGAGCAUAACAGCAUAAAAUCAGAUAAAGGGCUCCCUUCAGCCCAGCCCCCAAGGCUGAGGAGGGAGUGAGGAGAUGGCUUCUUAUAUAGGAUUUGGCCAGCAUCCUCCUCCAUGUCCCUGGUGUGCCAUGGGUUGGCAGAUCUACAGGAACCCCACAAAGCCAACUUCUGCCUGGAGGUUAGCCUGAGGAGCAAGUAGGAGCCAGCAGAGCUGUCUGUUUCUCCACACACUACAGUGCCCCGCUGCCUGGACCCUGAGGCCAGCCCACACCACAGGGCACAGGACAAGGGCAUUGUGGCUGCCAUGUUCACAGCAAAGCACCUAGCACUUCCCACUUCCUACUGUUCUCUGUGUCCUGCUGUGGGAGCAUGCGCAGUUGAGAGCAUGCGCAGUUCCACGAGCUUAUUCCCUCUUGUUUUUUAGAAGAACCUUUUAAAAAAAAAUACAUGUUUUGUUCUGUUACUCAAAAUGUAGUCAAAAAUAAAAGAAAAUUAAUUAAAAUGUA
Messenger RNA from Apodemus sylvaticus (European woodmouse), 5146 nucleotides. It is a transcript of the gene Tmem260, whose product is annotated as transmembrane protein 260. The coding region runs from base 79 to 2190 and encodes 703 amino acids. Lineage: Eukaryota; Metazoa; Chordata; Mammalia; Rodentia; Muridae. The transcript is spliced from 16 exons. The record is from RefSeq and is a predicted model, not a curated record.